CCCAAAGGUCACACCUCCCAACACGGUUGCAUGGGGGAUUUCAGUUUCCAACACAUGAAUUUAGGGGGACACAGUUAGACCACGGCACCGUAUUUCCUGUUAAUAUGCGCGUCUCUGCAAUGAAGGUCUCUGGACAUCGCGGUCUGAGCACAUUUCUGGCUAUUUUUAAGAUUGCAUUCCUGGGAAUGUUGGUGAAUUGAUGGGUGACCAAAACGUUCUUUUUUUCGUGAGAGGCAGUGGCUAAGGGCAUAGACCCUAGAGUCAAAUUGCCUGGGGUUGAAUCCUAGCUCUGCCACUUACAGGCCGUGUGACUCCGGACAAGUCACUUCAUCUCUCUGUGUCUGCAAAUGGGCACAGUAGCAGCACCAACCCCCCGGGGCUGUUGCAUGAGUUAAACGAGUGACUGUGCGGGAAGCACCUGGAGUUGCCUAGCACGCGGCGUAUAUACUACAAAGUGUUUCUUCUCCUCCUUAUCUUCCUCCCCUUAUUAUUACUAUAAUCGUAUAAUUACUGUUUUUUUUCUCCCUGUAAAAUGGAGCGUCACAGUGGAGCUGCCACCCAGGGACAGUCAGGAGGGCCGUCCUGGAGAUGACUAAGACAUUUCUGACUCAGCUGGGGUCGGCAGCCGCACUGCGAGGAGAGCUGAGCCUUGGCGGACACUUCUCAUGGAGGAAGGCUGGCCCUGAAACCUGGAGGCUGAAUCUUUCCCAACAAACAGAAACAUACUUAUGCACGUCACCUCCAGAGUGCUGGCCCUUGUAAACUGUGCCGCGGUGGCGCGAACCAUUUUGGGGAAUCUCCUUCCUCUGCCAUCACCCCAAUCUGAACUAGCCGCGCCCUGAACAUUUAUUUGGUUAGAGCUCCUUUUUCAAACAUCAGCGAUCGUGCUCAGGUUUACAGUUAUUUGUGCCUGAGUCCACCUCCCACGCUGGCUUGCGACCCUGUAUCCCCUGGCCUGCGUGCAGCGUUAAUGCGUCAUAAACACUGGCUUUGUUGCUCAGUUGUGUGGAGACCCCAGGAGCCUUCUUCUGAAUGUCCCCAGCGUGGCCAAUCUGUCAUCUGGCGGGUGGAUGUGACUCUAGGAGACCACACAAAGUGAUUCUGUGUCAAGUUUGCUGAAUGAAUUGACCCAUGCCAAUUCUGUCCUAUAAAUAAAUUUACAAGACUGGUUUUCUUGAGUGCCUCGUAAGCCAGGGUCUAGCUGCCAUUCUCCCAGAAGCGUUCCAGAAAGAAUGUUGAGCCGGGCCUUAGACCAGGCGUGGGGCGUCUGUGGGGCGUCAAGGCUGACUGCGCGGCUCAUCCCGCAUGGGCUGCAAUGCUGAGAUUGGCCACCAGAGGGGGGCCGUGUUCCAGACCCCACCACGGAGGCUCCGCAACUGCUCCAAGAACUUUAGCUUAUAAAGACGGCGGCGGGAGCGGCGGCAGUCCAUAUCUCAGCCAGUACCUAGUGGCGCUGCGGUGCCUCCUCAGGACAUCUCCGGAUUGCUGCCCGAGGCGGGCACCGGGACAGGGACUCCAGGUGCAGACUCCCACUCAGAGUCUCCGAGGCACAGACCCCCCGUGUGCCACAGGUUGAGUCUUGCCUCCUGCAGAAGUGACCCUCUCCAUCCUGCCGGGAGUCCAGUCCCUGGAUGCCCUGCAGCCUCGUUCUAUGACUCCGUCUGGAUUUGGCUGGCUGUGGGGACAAGCUCGGAGGGGCUGCCUGGGACUCAGUGUGGUGGCAGCCAGCUCUCCAGCCACCAUGGCUGAUGCUGGGAACUGAGAGGACAGGCUCUGCAGCCCCAGCCAGGGACACUCAGGACGUGAUGGAGAACAAAGCCAUGUACCUGCACACCGUCAGCGACCGCGACACCGGCUCCAUCCUCGAGGAGCCCUUUGACGGGAGGAGUCUGUCCAAGCUGAACCUGUGUGAGGACGGUCCAUGCCACAAACGGCGGGCGGGCGGCUGCUGUACCCAGUUGGGCUCCCUGUCAGCCCUGAAGCAUGCUGUCCUGGGGCUCUACCUGCUGGUCUUCCUGAUUCUCGUGGGCAUCUUUAUCUUAGCAGUGUCCAGGCCGCGCAGCUCCCCAGAUGACCUGAAGGCGCUGACCCGGAACGUGAACCGGCUGAACGAGAGCUUCCGGGACUUGCAGCUGCGGCUGCUGCAGGCUCCGCUGCAGGCGGACCUGAGCGAGCAGGUGUGGAAGGUGCAGGACGCGCUGCAGAACCAGUCGGACUCGCUGCUGGCGCUGGCGGGCGCGGUGCAGCGGCUGGAGGGCGCGCUGUGGGGGCUGCACGCGCAGGCGGCGCAGACGGAGCAGGCGGUGGCCCUGCUGCGCGACCGGACGGGCCAGCAGAGCGACGCGGCGCAGCUGGAGCUGUACCAGCUGCAGGUGGAGAGCAACGGCAGCCAGCUGCUGCUGCGGCGCCACGCGGGCCUGCUGGACGGGCUGGCGCGCAGGGUGGGCGUCCUGGGCGAGGAGCUGGCCGACGUGGGCGGCGCGCUGCGCGGCCUCAACCACAGCCUGUCCUACGACGUGGCCCUGCACCGCACGCGGCUGCAGGACCUGCAGGUGCUGGUGAGCAACGCCAGCGAGGACACGCGCCGCAUGCGGCUGGCGCACCUGCGCAUGGAGCUGCAGCUCAAGCAGGAGCUGGCCAUGCUCAACACUGUCACCGAGGACCUGCGCCUCAAGGACUGGGAGCACUCCAUCGCGCUGCGGAACAUCUCCCUCGCCAAAGGGCCACCGGGACCCAAGGGUGACCAGGGGAAUGAAGGAAAGGAAGGCCAGCCUGGCAUCCCUGGAUCGCCUGGACUUCGAGGUCUGCCAGGGGAGAGGGGUACCCCAGGGCUGCCUGGCCCCAAGGGUGACGACGGGAAGCUGGGGGCCACAGGACCGAUGGGCAUGCGUGGGUUCAAAGGUGACCGAGGCCCGAAAGGAGAGAAAGGAGAGAAGGGAGACAGAGCUGGGGAUGCCAGUGUCGUGGAGGCCCCGAUGCUGAUCCGCCUGGUGAACGGCUCGGGCCCGCACGAGGGCCGCGUGGAGGUGUACCACGACCGGCGCUGGGGCACCGUGUGCGACGACGGCUGGGACAAGAAGGACGGGGACGUGGUGUGCCGCAUGCUGGGCUUCCGCGGCGUGGAGGAGGUGUACCGGACGGCCCGGUUCGGGCAAGGCUCGGGGAGGAUUUGGAUGGACGACGUCGCCUGCAAGGGCACAGAGGACAGCAUCUUCCGCUGCAGCUUCUCCAAAUGGGGGGUGACAAACUGUGGUCACGCCGAGGACGCCGGGGUGACGUGCAACAGAUACUGAAAGCCGAGGCUGGGGCCCUGCGCCAGCCUCCUUCCCGCAGCCCGGGUGGGGGCAGGCUCGGGGCCACCUGACCACACCCCUGCCUGCCCAGCCUAGCACCCCCAGUCCCCAGCCCCCGGCCCAGGGACGUGGGGGCCUGUUGACAUUGUCCUCUUGGCGACUGCUCCAAAGUGCGACUCUGGGAUCUCCUGGUCCCUCCCUCCCUCCCACCAGGGUCCCUGCAGGGGAGGCCGGGUCAGCUGGAUGGCGACCCCGCCCAGCCUUCCCAACACGUGCACCGGACCGCAGUGGCCACGCUCCCCUGGGCCUGCUAGCUGCAGGCGGAUGCUGAGAGCAUGUCAGAGACGAGUGCCUCGGUGGAGAUGGGAGGUGUUGUGGAUCGUUUACCCUUCAGAUAAUUCCCAGACCUCGGCUAGGCCGAAUGUUCAUCUUCCUCUCCAGCAAGAGGCAACGCUGAGUGACGCGCCUCCCCCCUCACUCUGCCUCUGCACACCGUGUGCUAGUCUGGGGACGUGACGCCCGGGAAGCCAGCUGUAGGAGUGAGAGGGACAUGCAAGACCCCCGCAGGAAUCCAGCUAGAUUUGCAGACGGGGAAUGAACCUGACGUUGAAUGUCUACCACACUGUGCCAGAUGGUAUCUUGGGUGCUAAACUCAUUUAUCCACUUUGCGGUGUUGGUCUGAGGCCUGUCAGUCUGGGAGGACCUCACCUCCAGGCAGCACUUAUCGGGCCCCUCCCCUGGCCCACGAGUCAGAAGACAGAAUGGCGGAGUCUGUGUUCCCAGCUGAACCUUAGUGUGUCUUUCCUAGGCCUGAGCAAGAAGCGUGGGCUCAAGACACGUGUGACUAGAAAGUUGCACAGCUCUGAGGCCGGGCGCGGUGGCUCACGCCUGUAAUCCUAGCACUCUGGGAGGCCGAGGCGGGCGGAUCGCUCAA
Microcebus murinus (gray mouse lemur) is the source of this 4227-nucleotide messenger RNA. RefSeq names its product scavenger receptor class A member 5 (gene SCARA5). Gene Ontology annotation, molecular function: ferritin receptor activity; serine-type endopeptidase activity. Gene Ontology annotation, biological process: iron ion transmembrane transport; zymogen activation. Gene Ontology annotation, cellular component: plasma membrane. Lineage: Eukaryota; Metazoa; Chordata; Mammalia; Primates; Cheirogaleidae. The record is from RefSeq and is a predicted model, not a curated record.